Messenger RNA from Microthlaspi erraticum, 2415 nucleotides. The record is from the annotation of a GenBank genome assembly. NCBI's taxonomy places the organism in Eukaryota, Viridiplantae, Streptophyta, Magnoliopsida, Brassicales, Brassicaceae.
AUGAAUUAUUGGGAUGUGGCAUGGCGUGGGUACAUGGAAGACAAGAACACGUCUCUCUUCUGCGAGACACAACCUUUCAUGUUAAACUCGAACGGGAUAUGGGAGAGAUUGACUUACAAGUCACGAGGGAUGAGCUUCUGGGAAUAUCCUCUCCCGAAUCUCGAAAUCUUGAUAUUUUCUACUUAUAUUUUGUGGAGGUUCUUCGAUUUCACAUGCAACAAAAUCGGUCUUCGAGUACCUAGACUCACCUAUAUGAUGAUCGCAGGGGUAAUUUUAGGUCAAACUUGUCAUGUAAGCAGCAACUCUUGGGUGCAUAAAAUAUAUUUCCCUGAUGAUAGACGACCAAAAGUUGCCGAGACAAUGGGCGCUUUCGGGUUCCUUUUGUAUUGGUUCCUAAAAGGUGUGACCAUGGACGCGGGAAAAGGGUUGAAGAUGGGGAAAAAAUCUAGUGUGAUCGGUAUCAUCACAAUGUUUGUACCCUUGAUUUGUGGAAACUUCUUCUUCAGAUGGAGAAGAGCAAGAGGGAACAUAAGCUUGUUAACGACAGAAUACAGAUUGAUCAUAUUCAUGUUUAGCAUAUCCGCGUUCACAAGCAUUGACACACUCGUAAAAGACCUCAAGAUCAAACACUCUGAGUUUGGGAGGAUUGCGCUUUCCGGGGCCAUGGUCACGGAUAUGUUUGCCUUUCUUGUAGUGUUUUUGAAUGCGGUGCACUGGGAAGGAUAUACCGGUAUUUAUCAAACGGUAUUUGCGGGCUUGUUUUUCGCCUUGAUGGUCUUCGCUGUGAGGCCGGCUAUGUAUUGGGUGAUCCAGCAGACUCCAGAAGGAAGGCCGGUCAAGGAUAUCUACGUCUACUUGAUUUUGGCCCUCGCUUUCUUCUCCUUCCAUAUUUUCGACAAGCUUAUUCUUUACGGACCCGCAGGAUCGUUUGUUCUUGGCCUGACUGUUCCCGACGGAUAUCCUUUAGGUACUACUUUGGUUCAGAAGUUUGAGAGCUUGAAUCUUGGAGCUAUCUUGCCACUUUUUGGAUCGUUAAGCAUGAUGCAAGUAGAUCUACUCUGGUUGCUCAAAGAGUGUGGAAACCUCGUACGGAUGGAGGGACAGUUUUAUGAGGUCAUUUCCUUUAUUCUUUUCGUGAACGCCACGAAAUUCGUCGCUUCCACCAUUGCCGCAUAUUCUUUCAAAAUGCCCUUAAGAGACUCCUUUGCUUUAGCCUUUGUUUUUAAUAAUAAAGGUAUCUUCGAGCUCGCCUACUUCGCCUAUGCGGUUGAAAUAAAGGAUAUAAGGCCAGAGGUUUUCACAAUCUUAGCUACAUUCAUCCUCUUGAACUCUAUCUUUAUACCAAUGGCCUUGGAGCUUAUCCAUGACCCAUCAAAAAGAUUCAAAUGCUACCGAAAAAGGAAUUUAGCAAUCUUGAAAGACGGCGCAGAGCUCCAGUCUCUUGUGUGCAUCUACAAACCUGAUCACAUAACUUCAAUGAUCAGCCUUUUGGAAGCUUUUGACGCAUCUAAAGAUUCACCAAUGGCGUGCAACGUACUCCACAUGAUCGAACUUUUAGGUCAAGCCAGUCCUAUGUUCAUUUCCCACCAGUUGCAACAGCCAGAGCCCGGAAGUAUUUCUUGUUCCGACAAUGUCAUAAACUCCUUCCGUCGCUUCCACAAACUAUUCUCUGAGUAUACAUCGUUGGAUAUUUUCACUUCCGUCUCCAUGUACAAGUCGAUGCAUGAGGACAUCUGUUGGCUCGCCCUAUCAAGAAACCAGUCUCUGAUUCUGCUUCCUUUCCACCGGACUUGGUCCGUUGACCGAUCAACGGUUGUCUCCAGCGAUGAUAAGCUGAGAAUGGUCAACCUCAACGUCCUGAAACUAGCCCCUUGCUCUGUUGGAAUCUUAAUCUAUCGCAAACCCAUCGUGACUGAUGACCACAGCAAGAUUUGUCUAAUUUUUAACGGUGGAAAAGACGAUAGAGAAGCUUUGGCGAUAGCAAAUCGAAUGAGACUGGAGAAACGGAUAAGACUAACUAUCAUAAGAUUCAUUCCACCAUCUCCUGAAACGGAGAGCCAAGCGUCGGAGAUUUUCAAAAUUGUUGACCUGAAGGAAACCGUGACUAGCAUUAUUGGGUCCAACGUCAAAGAAAAUGAAGACUAUGUGACAUACAUGGAUAAAGAGGUUUCUGAUGGAUCUGAGACCUCCAAGAUAUUACGAGCAAUGGCACAUGAUUUUGACAUGUUUAUUGUCGGACGAAGCAGCGGAAUAGGUACUGAGGCUACUAGCGGACUUAGUGAGUGGACAGAGUUCGAUGAGUUGGGACCCAUUGGAGAUUUAUUAGCAUCACAUGAAUUUCCUUCUAGAUCAUCAGUUUUGGUUGUGCAAAAACAAGAAUACAUUCAUCACACCAAAAGCCGAAAAAGAGUCUAA